AAUAGAAAAAAGAAAAUGAUGGGAAAAAGAAUAGCUUCCUUCAAGAACUUAGCCAAGAAAAUGAAGAGCAUCAACACAAGAGAAGGCGGCUCCGAGUCAACUCAUAACGAGUCUCUCCUGAUCAGUGAAGCGGACAUCGCGGCGACUAAGACGCCUACGGGAACGUUUGCGGUGUAUGUAGGGGAAGAGCGCGCGAGACGCGUGGUACCGACAAGCUAUUUGAACCACCCUUUGUUCAGGAUGCUCCUAGACAAGUCACAUGACGAGUUCCACUGUUUGGAUCAGAAGGUUAUGUUGGUCGUCCCAUGUAGCCUGUCCGUUUUUCAAGACGUCGUUAACGCCAUCGAGUCUUGUAAUGGAAAUUUCAAGUUCGGCGAUUUUGUCGAGGAGUUUCUUUGACUUAAUUUUUUCCUUAUCGUUUUGAUAAAUAUUAAGUGUUGUAGUGAUUAACACCCCUUUGUUGCGUGGUGUGAAUCUUUUUUUUUCUUGUGGAAUUUGUAUUUACCAAUGUUCUAAAAAUUGGUAUGUGGUACC
Brassica oleracea var. oleracea is the source of this 534-nucleotide messenger RNA. Its product is annotated as auxin-induced protein 15A-like. The transcript has a single exon. Gene Ontology annotation, biological process: response to auxin. The coding region runs from base 16 to 399 and encodes 127 amino acids. The record is from RefSeq and is a predicted model, not a curated record. NCBI's taxonomy places the organism in Eukaryota, Viridiplantae, Streptophyta, Magnoliopsida, Brassicales, Brassicaceae.